Cheilinus undulatus (humphead wrasse) is the source of this 3051-nucleotide messenger RNA. RefSeq names its product gamma-glutamyltransferase 1b (gene ggt1b). The transcript has 13 exons. NCBI's taxonomy places the organism in Eukaryota, Metazoa, Chordata, Actinopteri, Labriformes, Labridae. Gene Ontology annotation, molecular function: glutathione gamma-glutamate hydrolase. Gene Ontology annotation, cellular component: plasma membrane. Bases 199 to 1911 code for a protein of 570 amino acids. The record is from RefSeq and is a predicted model, not a curated record. Gene Ontology annotation, biological process: regulation of inflammatory response; regulation of immune system process; glutathione catabolic process.
UUUCUUUCUCACCCCUGGGUAACGCAAGAUAGGUGUUUAUGAUAGGUUGGGUUAAAGUUUAAUGAUUUUGUCAUAGUUACAUAUUGAGAACCACAGCGAGCCUUCACCUAUUACUGCACACAGUGAGCAGUGUGCUGCUGAAGCCUCAGGAGAAAUCAAGAUUGUAAGUAAAGGAUUUAUUGUACCUGAGCUGUCAAAAUGGCAAAGAAGACAAUCAUUCUGGCCCUGGCAAUGCUACUGUUGGCAUCUGUCGCUACUUUUGUUGGUGUUUUUUUCGGCAUUGGGCAAAGAAAGCAACCGCAUGUGUACCCGAGGGCAGCAGUGGCAGCAGAUGCUGGGCCGUGCUCAGAGGUUGGCAGAGACAUACUGAAGAAUAAUGGGUCUGCAGUUGAUGCUUCUAUAGCUGCUUUACUGUGUGUCGGACUUAUGAACGCUCACAGUAUGGGCAUCGGUGGAGGACUUUUCUUCACCAUCUUUGAUGCAAAAACAGGGAAGGUUGAGACAAUUGAUGCCAGAGAGACAGCACCACGCAAUGCAACAGAAAACAUGUUUGGGAGCAGUGAAGAUUUAUCCCAGAAAGGAGGGUUGUCUAUUGCAGUGCCAGGGGAGAUCCGAGGAUAUGAGCUGGCACACCGACGACAUGGUAAACUUCCUUGGAAGGACUUGUUUCAGCCAAGCAUUGAAAUUGCAGAGAAAGGUUUCCCAUUGGGCCGGGCUCUUGCUUCAGCUCUGGAAAGUCACAAGAAAACAAUCAUUAAAGAUGCAGCCCUGUGUGAAGUGUUUUGUGGGAAAAAUGGUGACGUCCUUAAAGAAAAUGAUCACAUCAAAUUUACCAAGCUGGCAGCGACCUACAGGAAGAUAGCCGAGGAGGGUCCCAACGCGUUCUACCAGGGGGAGCUGGCUCAGAACCUUGUUGCUGAUAUCAAAGCUGCAGGCGGUAUCAUCACAAUGGAGGAUCUGAAGGAUUAUGUGCCUGUCUUGGAUGAGAAGCCUCUAAGGGUGAAUGUGGGGGAGUACACCAUGGCUGUUCCCAAUGCCCCCGCUAGCGGCCCUGUGCUCUCGCUGAUAUUAAACAUCUUGAAUGGGUACAACUUAACAGCAGAUAGUGUGUCUAGCACCGAGAAGAAGAUUCUCACCAACCAUCGCAUCGUGGAGGCUUUUCGCUUUGCUUAUGCAAAGAGGACCCUACUUGGAGAUCCAAAGUUCCUCAACAUCACAGAUCUCAUCCAUAACAUGACCUCAAGUUAUUACGCCGAUGAGCUCCGUAGAAAGAUCACAGACGAAACCACUCAUCACAUGAACUACUAUGAGCCAGAGUACUACCUGCCUGAAAACUACGGGACCGCUCACCUGUCUGUAGUAGCCGAAGAUGGAAGCGCUGUGGCCGCCACAAGCACCAUCAACCAAUAUUUGGGCUCCAAAGUCAUGUCAAGAUCAACGGGAAUUAUUCUCAACAACGAGAUGGACGACUUCAGCUCGCCAAACAUCACAAACGGCUUUGGAGUGCCUCCUUCACCCAACAACUUCAUCAGGCCAGGUAAAAGGCCGUUGUCUUCUAUGUGUCCGACCAUCCUCUUUGACAAAAACAACAAAGUGAAGAUGGUUGUUGGAGGCUCAGGAGGAACAAAAAUUACUACUUCUAUUGCUCAGGUGAUACUAAGAGCACUUUUCUUCGACUACAAUGUGGAAAAAGCCGUGUCAGAUCCAAGGCUCCACAAUCAGCUGAGCCCUAACAUGACUGUAGCAGAGCCGGACUUUGAUCAAACUGUUCUGGAUGGUUUGGCAUCAAAGAACCACGAGACAGAGUAUCUCAAAUCGACGGGGGCUGUGGUGCAGGCGGUGGUUCGCCACGAUGACGGUCUCCACGCUCAGUCAGAUCCUCGCAAGGGAGGGUACGGCGCAGGAUACUGAGGCUGUAAAUACAGCGUGGAUUACACCUAGAGACUUAAGCUGUGUGAACCAUGAAACUGUAAAUACAAGCUGUGAAGAAAGAGACCUAAUGAUGGAGGAACUAAGAGCCAAAGCGGUCAUUGGCAGUUCUCUCAUGAAGUUUGAAUAAUGUUCAUGUAUUUCACAAAAAGUAACCUGGAAACACAGCACUGAUGCAUGACUCCUUGUGACUGUAAAAGAAAAGUGAUUUUAUUUGAAAGAACUGAAUAUUUACGCUAUGAAACAGCUACUAUAUAUCACACCAGUGUAGUUGAAAUGACAGGUAGAACAUUGGUUUAAGUUAAUUUUGGCACCCCUGCAGACAAACUGGUGGGUCAUUUCUUAAAUGAGGAAACGCUGUCAUAAAUACACAGCCUAUAUAAAGUAUUCACCCCCUUGGAUGUUUUACCCUUUUAUUAAUUUUAUAAAUCAAUCAUGGUCAAUACAAUUUGUCUUUUUGACAAAAAAAUCUGUAACUUUACAGUGAAAAUAGAUUUCUACAAAGUAAUGUGGCCUUCCAAAGCCAGCUGCCAAGAAGCACCCCCACAGCAUGAUGCUGGCACCACCAUGUUUCUCAGUGGGGAUGAAGUGUUUGUGGUGAUGUGCAGUGCUUGGUGUCCGCCACACAGAGUGUAUUGUCUGAUUCUGGCUUCAUCACACCAAAGAACUUUCUCCCACAUGCCUUUCAGUGAAUUCUAGUCGAGACUUAGUGUGAGUUUUCUUCAACAGUGACUUUCUCUUUGCCAUCUCUCCCAUACAGCUUUGACUGACGAAGAACCCUGGCAACAGUUGUUAAAUGCAAAGUCUCUACCAUCUCAGGUGUUGAAGCUUGGAACUCCCUCAGAGUAGUCAUGUGUCUUGGUGGCCUCUCUCACUAGUCUCCUUGUUGUACGGUCACUCAGUUUGUGAGGACGGCCUGAUCCAGGCAGAUUUACACAUGUGCAAUAUUCCUUCCAUUUCUUGAUGAUGGGUUUUACUGAACUCUGCAAGAUUUUCAGUGUCUCAGUGUUUUUAUUUUGUAUUCUUCCCCUGACUUAUAAUUUUCAACAACCUUUUCUCUGAGUUUCUUGGAGUGUUUCUUUUGUUCAUGGUGUAAUGGUAGCCAGGAAUACUGAUUACCCA